GUAGAGGCGGCGGCAAGAUGGCGGCGCCUGAGGAGCGGGAGCUCACCCAGGAGCAGACGGAGAAGCUGCUGCAGUUUCAGGAUCUGACUGGGAUCGAGUCUAUGGAUCAGUGUCGGCAUACCUUGGAACAGCAUAACUGGAACAUAGAGGCUGCUGUACAGGACAGACUGAACGAGCAAGAGGGAGUACCCAGUGUUUUCAACCCUCCUCCAUCCCGACCCCUUCAGGUUAACACAGCUGACCACAGGAUCUACAGCUAUGUUGUCUCAAGACCACAACCAAGGGGGCUGCUUGGAUGGGGUUAUUACUUGAUAAUGCUUCCAUUCCGGUUUACCUAUUACACGAUACUUGAUAUAUUUAGGUUUGCUCUUCGUUUUAUACGGCCUGACCCUCGCAGCCGGGUCACUGACCCCGUUGGGGACAUUGUUUCAUUUAUGCACUCUUUUGAAGAGAAAUAUGGGAGGGCACACCCUGUCUUCUACCAGGGAACGUACAGCCAGGCACUCAAUGAUGCUAAGCGAGAGCUUCGCUUUCUCCUGGUUUAUCUUCAUGGAGAUGACCACCAGGACUCGGAUGAGUUCUGUCGCAAUACACUCUGUGCACCUGAAGUUAUUUCACUGAUAAACACUAGGAUGCUCUUCUGGGCCUGUUCUACAAACAAACCUGAGGGAUACAGGGGAUGACAGGCGUGAGCCACCAGCACCUGGCCACUUUCAGCUAUUUUGUGGCGUUGUGGUAGAGCGCUAGCCUUAAGCUGAAGAGCUGAGGGACAGUGCCCAGGCCCAGAGUGCAAGCCCCAGGACGCUGGGCUCCCGCGUUCGUUUUGAUGCUUUUGAUUUGCCCGCAGGGAAGAAAGGAACCAGACCCAGGUGCUGAGGCAGCAGCAGGACGAGGCCUACCUGGCCUCUCUCAGGGCUGACCAGGAGAAAGAAAGGAAGAAGCGAGAGGAGCGGGAGCGGAAGAGGCGGAAGGAGGAGGAGGUGCAGCAGCAGAAGCUGGCGGAGGAGAGGCGGCGGCAGAAUCUACAGGAGGAGAAGGAAAGGAAGUUGGAGUGCCUGCCUCCUGAGCCCUCCCCUGACGACCCUGAAAGCGUCAAGAUCAUCUUCAAAUUACCCAAUGAUUCUCGAGUAGAGAGACGAUUCCACUUUUCACAGUCUCUAACAGUGAUCCACGACUUCUUAUUCUCCUUGAAGGAAAGCCCAGAGAAGUUUCAGAUUGAAGCCAACUUUCCCAGGCGGGUGCUGCCGUGCGUCCCUUCGGAGGAGCUGCCCAACCCGCCCACGCUGCAGGAGGCGGGACUCAGCCACACAGAAGUUCUCUUUGUUCAGGACCUAACAGACGAAUGACAUUUGUCAUCCCCCCCCCACCCCCCCGCCCCACCCCCUAAAGGAAAUGGAAAGAGAGAGAGAGAGAAAUUCCUAUUAUUAUUAUAAUACAAUAUUUUUUUUAAAAGACUGCUGCAUCCUAAGGAAGGAUGAGAAACCAUGUCACCUGCGAGUCAUCGUGUGCGUGUGUGUGCGUGCGUGUGCGUGCGCGUGUGUGUGUGCGUGUGCGUGUGUGUGUGUGGUUAGCCAUGAACGCACCCUCGCUCGGCAAAGCUCGCUUCACCCUUCCAACAGCCUCUGCACCACGCAGCCUCCAGCCAGCGGACGCCCGUCCAGCCACCGGUGUCCCACUGGGGAAGGGGACAUUCCCACUUGUUCUCAUUCAUUCUUGCUUUUAUGGAGAAUAAAUGUGAAAGCGUCCAGCCGGCAGCUCCAGCCCCAUCUCCUGAAGACUACCUCCUUCUCCCGAGAAGCCUCGGGAGGAGGGGGGAGAGCAGAGAGACGUUCCUUGAACUGGUUUCUGGAUCACUUUUCCUUGUUUCUGUUGCUUUCUGAUGACCAAAGGAAUGAGGCUGUCAUGGAUGUAUUUCUUUUCUUCUUCUUUAUUUGAUAAAGAGCCAAUUCUUAAAAGCCGUGAGUUCGUGCCCUGGGCUCCUUAGCCCACAGUAGCGUAAUAAAGGUGCCUGGGCUGCUUUGUGCUUCUUUCGGCCAUUGUCCCUCUCCUGCCCCCUCAACUGAGGGCGUUGGUUUUGGUCCAACCUGCUGUCCUUUCUUCCCACCUGUGCACCUCACUAAAACCUGAAGGGGUCUGAAGCAAAGGAUGGCAGUUCUUCAUUCCUCUUUUAGCUGCUUCAGUGUUCCCGAAUUGCCAAGCCUAGUGCCUUUCCACGGACAGGGCCUGUGGUGGAGCCUCUGUGGGAGGCCCUAGUGUUUUUAAGGCUGGGAACUCCCAGGCCCCGGGCAGUACGUGCAGGCUGGGCACACACCUGCUGGAGGUUCUAGCCUCCCUGGGCUGCUGUGUUCAAGUAGCAGA
This is a messenger RNA of Dipodomys ordii (Ord's kangaroo rat), 2358 nucleotides long. It is a transcript of the gene Faf2, whose product is annotated as Fas associated factor family member 2. Gene Ontology annotation, molecular function: ubiquitin binding. The record is from RefSeq and is a predicted model, not a curated record. Gene Ontology annotation, cellular component: endoplasmic reticulum. NCBI's taxonomy places the organism in Eukaryota, Metazoa, Chordata, Mammalia, Rodentia, Heteromyidae. The transcript is spliced from 11 exons.